This is a messenger RNA of Diaporthe batatas, 2073 nucleotides long. RefSeq lists its product as uncharacterized. The transcript has a single exon. Bases 289 to 1977 code for a protein of 562 amino acids. Lineage: Eukaryota; Fungi; Ascomycota; Sordariomycetes; Diaporthales; Diaporthaceae. The record is from RefSeq and is a predicted model, not a curated record.
GCAGACGGUGCCUCAAGCUCGGAAGAUGUCAGCGAUUGCAGCACACCAAUCUCGGACGCAACCAGCGUCAAUGACCCGACCAGUCACCGUUCGACGGCGCACGGGAAUGCAGAGCAGGACUGGGACGUAGUGUCGGACUCAGACGGCGAACAACUCACUCCGCCCUCGUCGCCGGGUCCAUGUGAUACCUGGCAAGCACACCUUAUAGCAGCCACCGCCGGCCAUCACGAACGCCCUGAUCGGAGAACGGUCGAGCCGGAGCCCGAGAUCGAGAGCGAGACGGAGAGCAUGCAGGACCGCAUUGUCCGUGUCACAGAAGACGAACAGGACAUGAAGACCUUCUGGGCUAUCACGUUCUCCAGCAAGCGCCAUGACUUGUUGUUGGCCUACUACGGGGACGAGUUGGCGUCGCUAGAGCUGGCACCUUUUGAUACCUACGACCAGGAUGCCCGCGUUGACUACUUGCUCCUCCACGGCUACCUGAACAGGAGGAUCAGGCAGCUGAAACUGGACAAGAAGAGGAACGAGGAUGCUUCUCCGCUUUUGCCUUUUGCGCCCGCCCUGGUGGACCUGUGGGAACUUCGCCAGGCUGCCAGGAUUGACGAGUUGGAGCCGAAAUGGGUUGCCAGCGUAAUGCACGAAGCGACAGGCACAGUCAACAACACCACGUCACAGAUCUCGUCCGACAGGCUCAAUGUCAGCAAGGAAGCGGCGUACCGGGCACUCGAGAACAUUGGCCAACUUAUCACGUACCUCGCCGAAUUCGAGCAAUUUCUGGGCGGCUAUGUACCCCUUUAUGACUGGUGGGUGAAGGCCCCAUACGCAGCACUCAUCCAGGCUCUGCAGUCUUUGGUGCCCGUGAUUCAGACCAAAUUAGCGGGCAUGCGCCCCAACGAUGCGGAUGAGAUCGUCGGUGAGCCGAUUGGAAGGGAUGGCCUGCUCGUCGAGCUCGAAGCCGAGAUGAUUCCUUAUACCCCCGAGGAGCUCUUGACUAUUGCCGACGAGAAGUACGCAUGGUGCGAGAAGGAGAUGAAGGAAGCGUCCAACGAGCUCGGCUACGGGAAUGACUGGAAAGCUGCGCUGCGACACGUCCAGGGCAUAUACGUCGAGCCGGGGAAACAACCAACCAUGGUAAGGCAGCUCGUCGUCGAGGCCACCGAAUACGUGAAGCAGAACGACCUGGUCACCGUGCCCAAGACUGCGGAGAACUACUGGAGGAUGUUCAUGAUGACGCCCCAAGCCCAGAAAACCAACCCAUUCUUCCUCGGCGGGCCGUCCAUCUACGUGUCCUACCCGACGCCGACCAUGGCGCACGAGGACAAGCUGAUGAGCAUGCGUGGCAACGGGCCCCACCUGAGCCACGCGACGGCCUUCCACGAGAUGAUUCCGGGACACCACCUGCAGAUCUUCAUGGCGCAGCGGCACAAGCCGUACCGCGGGCUCUUCGACACGCCCUUCUACGUCGAGGGCUGGGCCAUGUACUGGGAGCUCGUGUUCUGGGAUCGUGGCGACUUCUUCGUCUCCGCAGAGGACAGGAUCGGCACGCUGUUCUGGCGGAUGCACCGGUGUGCCCGGAUCUUGUUCAGUCUGAGGUUCCACCUCGGCGAAUUGACGCCCCAGGAGUGCAUCGACCUGCUGGUGGACAUGGUCGGCCACGAGCGAGCGACCGCUGAAGGUGAGGUCCGGCGGUCUCUGAAUGGGGACUACAGCCCUCUGUACCAGGCUGGAUAUUUCCUCGGCGCCAUGCAGCUUUAUGCCCUUAGGCAGGAAGUGUUAGGCGCGAAGGCAAUGGGAGAAAAGGACUUCCAUGACCGUAUCCUCAGGUCGAAUCAGAUGCCGAUUGAGCUGCUCAGAGCGCUGUUGUUAAAGAAAGACCUCAGUCGUAACUACAAGAGUCAGUGGAGGUUCUACGACAAUGGCACUGGCAAAAGGGAAGAGGAAUUGCCUAUGAGACUCAUGGGGACGUGCCGAUAUUGAGCCAACAGACACAACACAGGCUACAUUACAUAGAUUAUACUGUCCGCAGAUUACAAUCUGUUUGUACGGACUUCAAUAUACAACAUUGCCUGAUCA